Messenger RNA from Morone saxatilis (striped sea-bass), 990 nucleotides. Its product is annotated as serine hydrolase-like protein. The record is from RefSeq and is a predicted model, not a curated record. The transcript has 12 exons. NCBI's taxonomy places the organism in Eukaryota, Metazoa, Chordata, Actinopteri, Moronidae. Bases 88 to 990 code for a protein of 300 amino acids.
GCUGAGUCCAGGAAGUAAGUGACGGACUGGGAACGUUUAGAGCUGCUGCAGACUUUAGUGUUUGUCUCUGAGCAACAGUCAGCUCCAAUGGAGGGAGAAGUUUCAGAGCUCUCUGUGCGGGUCCCAUGGGGAGAGAUCAGAGGUAAAGUCUGGGGUCCUGACCACGGUCGUCCUGUGCUGUGCCUGCAUGGCUGGGCUGACAACUGUGGUACAUUCAAGACCCUCAUUCCCCUUCUACCCAAAGAGUGCAGAUACAUGGCGGUGGACCUGGCAGGUCACGGCCUGUCGUCACAUCGUCCUCCCGGAGUUUUCUACUCGUUUCCUGCGUACGUGGCUGAUGUUCGCAGAGUCGUUGACGCUCUGCAGCUGGAGAAAUUCUCCAUCAUCGGCCACAGCAUGGGUGGUGACGUUGCUGGAAUGUUCACUGCACUGUAUCCUGAGAUGGUGGACGCUCUUAUACUUCUGGACACUUUUGGAUUUGUACCUACAGAUUCAACAGAAAUAUCCAAAGUGAUGAGGCAUGGGAUGGAAGAGAUGUGUCAGUUUGAGAAUAAGAAAGAAAAGAAAACAAGAGUUUACUCUUAUGAGAAGGCAGUAGAGAGGCUGUUGACUGCGAACCCGACUCUGUCUGAAGAGUCUGUGCACAUCCUUUUAGAGCGAGGUCUAGUUCAAGUUGAUAGAGGAUUUGUGUUCUCCAGAGACCUGCGAGUUCAUUUUAAAAACAUAGUGUGCAUCAGUUUGGAGCAGAGUCUGGAGAUGCAGUCAAGGAUUCAAGCUCCUGUUCUAGUUAUUCUAGCAGAAGAAGGCGUCAGUAGAAAACUUUCUGAACCAGCUCCGGAUAAAUUCACCUCAACACUUCUCCAAUGUUUGCAGGACGAAAAAUUUCAGCACACGGUGGUGAAAGUACCGGGCGAUCAUCACAUUCAUCUGAAUAAGCCCGAAGUCGUCGCUCCGUUUGUGUCCAACUUCCUGCUACUAAAAGUUGUAUAA